CCGGGCGCCCCUCGGCCGGGGCUGCCCGGCCCCGACCCCCGCCCCUCCCGCCGGCCGAUGCUGGCGCAGCCCUAGCGACCCCCUCCCGCCCCCCGAUCUGUCAGCCCCCCGCGGGGCCGUCACCGCCCGGGGGCCGGGCAGGGGUGGGCUGGGGGCGCGGGGCUGACCGCCCUCCGCCCCGCCGCCAGCCCCCGGGCUCGGGCUCCCGCCGCUGCCCCCGCCUCCCCCCCCAUCCCCCCCGCCCUCCUCCAUGCGGCAGUGAGGACCGACCCAUCCGGAGGGCCAGGACCGGCAGCCAGCGAUGGGCGACACGGCUCCCCCCCAGGCCGCGGGGCUGGGGGCCGGGCUGCUGGGGGGGGGCCCGGCGGCGCCCCGGGUGCACAGCGCCAUCGUGGAGCGGCUGCGGGCCCGCAUCGCCGUCUGCCGCCAGCACCACCUCAGCUGCGAGGGGCGCUACGAGCGGGGCCGCGCCGAGAGCUCGGACCGCGAGCGGGAGAGCACCUUGCAGCUCCUCCACCUCGUGCAGCAGGGGCAGGGCGCCCGCAAGGCCGGCAAGCACCCCAAGGCGGCCGCCGCCCCCGCCGCCGCCGCUGCCGCCGGCGCGGCGCCCCCGGACUACCACCAGCACCUCCUCGGCAACGGCGGCAUCAACGGGGAGCAGCCGGCGGGGGAGCAGCGCGCCUCGGCGCUCCUGGCGCUUCAAGGCUCCUUGAAGAGAAAGUUGGUGGUAAAUCUGUCACCUGUCAACAAAAGACCCAAUGGUGUUUCAGAGAGCUCUUUCCUUGACAUUAAGAGGAUAAGAGUGGGUGACAAUAUCCCAGUGGGACAAGGUGGACAACAUGUUAACAAUUGCCAAAGCCAGUCAAUGUCAGGAACUAUGACUGUGGGGCAAGGAACACAAAGAAAGGCCAGCAGCCUAGCAAACAAUACCCAUGCUAGUGGGAAUGACAUGUUCAAUAUGACUUUGAAAGAGGUAAAGAAAGAACCAGGAGAAACCAUGUCCUGCAGCAAACACUUAGAUGGCCAGACAUCCCAUGAGAACAUGUUUCCUAACAGAUAUGGGGAAGACUCGUGGGACCAAAUGAUGGAUCUUGAGCUUCAGGAAUUGUUUAAUGAACUGACUAACAUAUCGGUGCCACCAAUGAGUGAUGUUGAGCUAGAGAAUAUGAUAAAUGCCACGAUAAAACAAGAUGAGCCAUUCAACAUUGACCUUGGGCAGCAGAACCAGAGGGGCCCUGUGAGAUCUCUGCAGAUGGAUAAGAUGGUGAUAAAAAGUGAGUAUGCAGCAGGCAUGAAUCAGGCUCCUGUGGGCUCCCCACAGAUGAGGCCUUCUUCUACAGGUCCAGCCUUCACCAUGGCUUCCACUGCCAUGUCUGCCUCUUCACCCAUCCCCUCGGUGCCUCAAACACAGGUGUCGCAGGUUUCUUCUGCGUCCACUCGGCCAUUGCCUAACUGGCCAGAUGUGUCUCAUGCACAGCAGCUCAAACAGAUCGCAGCCAAUCGGCAGCAGCAUGCCUUGAUUCAGCAGCAACAGCAGCAGCAGAACCAGACAGCCAACUGGUCCACUCUGUCUCCAUCAGGACCUUCCCCUGGACCCUUCGUGCAAGAGAAAAUCCCCAGUCCCUCUUUUCGCCAGCAGCAGUUCAGCCCACAGAGCUCAGCAAUGCUUGGGGUGCCAGUGAAUGGAAACCAGACAAAAGGGAUGAACAACUAUGUUUAUAAACCAACCACUCCCCAGAGCAAUCCCAUGGACAUAAUCAUGCAACAGAAGCCUCAGGACCUCAACAGAAACUUUAUCAACAGUGCUCAGCCACCUCUAGAGCAGCAUCAUGGCAACACAAAGCCUUUGUUUCACUUUAACUCAGAGCAAACAAACCAGCAGAUGCCUUCAGUUUUGGGUUCCCAAAACAAGCCUGCCCUUCUGCACUACACCCAGCAGGCACAGGGUUCAGCUCCCGUGCAGCAGCCACAGCAACAGCAGCAACAACAGCCGCAGCCACAAACUGCUCAGCCUCUCCCAAACCAGUCUCUCCAGAGGCCACCUAAUGUAACCCUAGCAAUGCAGCAAAAAAUGAUGCUUCAGAAAAUGCAGCAAAGCCAGCAAAUCUCAGGUUUGCAGUAUCCGGUCUCUCAGCAGCACAGACAGGAACAACACUCUGUGGUAGGCCAGGGAGCUGGCCCCACUCCAAGCUCCAGUUCUUGCUCAAAUCCAAACACUGGAAGUGGUUACAUGAACUCAUCCCAGCAAUCAUUGUUGAAUCAGCAGCUGAUGGAAAAGAAACAGGCUCUGCAACGGCAAAUGAUGGAGCAAAAACAACUCCUUCUACAGCAGCAGAUGUUGGCAGAAGCUGAGAAAAUAACUCCACAAGACCAGCUGAACAGACACUUGACAAGACCACCACCAGAUUAUAAAGACCAAAGAAGGAAUGUGGUCAACAUGCAACAAGCAAACCAAUAUCCUGGUGGUUCACCAGCUGUGAGCAUGAGCUCCAACAACAUGUCCUUAUCCAACCCAAUUUCAACUCACAGCAUCAUGCCCCAGAACUCCAGCCUCAUGUCCACCCCUGCUGGAACCCGAAUGCCUUCUGUUCCUGCUGCUCGGAGUAUGGGCUGCUACGGGAACCUUCCUUGCAACCAACCAAGCACAUACAAUGUGACUUCAGGAAUGAACCAAAUGCAGCCACACAGAAACCAAAAUCAAGUUCUGCCCAGUCAGAAUAACCCCAUGGUGUCCCGACAGCAAACCAUGACACAGGGGAACAACGGGGCAGCUUUUGGCACGGGGUCAGUGGUCAACUCUCAGCAAAUAAGGCCAAGCUUGACCCACGGAGCGACAGGUAUCCCUGCUCAACGGCCGGCCAAUGUGAUGAUCACGGCUACGGCCAAUGCCCAGAACUGGGCCCCACAAGAGGCUGCAGUGAAGCAGCAGGAUGCACUGAAACCUGCAGGGGUUCGUUUUCCCACCGGCACUGCAUAUCCUAACCAGUCUUUGCAGCGCAGCGUAGGCAACCAGCAUUUUCCUCAGCGUGCAUUGGCACCUCCUAACCAGUUAACGGCGGGAGUCCAAAUGCGGCCCCCUCUAAACCAAAUGCACCAGACUCUAAAUGGACAAUCUGCUGGCUCACUACGAGGGCUCAGCAUAAGACCCAAUCAGCUGAGAGGACAGACUGUGCCUACCUUGAAUCAGCCAGGAACAAGUAUGACACCACCGUCAUCUCUGCCAUCAACCGGUUUCACAACCACCAACCAAACCUCCCGGGCUUACCAAGGAAGUGACCAUGGCAGUGACCUAGCAUUUGACUUUCUGAACCAGCAAGGUGACAGUAUAGGACCUGCGCUCAACAGUGACUCAGAUUUUAUAGAUUCUUUACUGAAAACAGAACCUGGUAAUGAUGACUGGAUGAAAGACAUCAACCUCGAUGAAAUUUUAGGGAACCACUCGUAAGUGACAGUACCAACUGACAGUACCAAGAGGCAGCAAGGACAUUAGCUUUCUUUUUAGAUGCCAACAACCUGCUUCAUUAAUUUACACUCCAGUAACUGGGCUGUCCUUUAAAAUACAACAUAGAGCAACUGCCCUGUUUGAAGAGUAGCUCUAGGAACAAAACUGAAGUGACAGUGUAAGUGAUAUGCCUGCCUGCCACAAAGGAGUGAAAACAUGUGAAGGGUCUGUUCCCCAGACCUGUGCCCAGCCCAUUGCAAACUCAUUGGUUCUUCUCAGAGGGGCUCCAGGAAAAAAAUGUGUUCAGCUUCCCACACAUGGAAGCACCAGACAGUGGUAUGGGCUGUGGAACAUCAUUUCUCUGAGUGCAAGCAAGACCCCAAGUGGUCCACAGCUUUUCAGUCAUUGUGUUCACAGCCCAUUACUUCCUUGGGACUGCUCAGCCCUGACAGCAUCAAGCCCUGUGUAAAUGUCAUGGCAUUACAAAAACUGUUUACUUCUGCACAGUACAAACUUACACUUGCUUUCCCAAUGAUUUUGUUAUAAACCCUGUACCUUUUGUAGCACACAGCAGGGUAAGUGGUCUCAUCCAAGGGAAGAAGGAAACAGAUCAUCCAGCGUGUUACUCGGUGUGCUCUAGCAUUUGUGUUCUCCUGUUCAUCAGUGUUUGCAGGGAGGAUUAGAGGAUGCUUCUCUUUGCCAGCAGCACAGUCAUUCUGGGCAUUGAGGGAAACAUGAGAUUAACUACUUCCAAAGCUCAGGAUCCUCACUUUGCCACUUUGCCCUUCCCCAGGGACUCCAGUGACUUAAUAGAAAACUUGAGUGAGAAAGGUGCUCACGAUUUGUCCCUGACUACUCUCCCAGUCCAACUUAGAGGAGGGCAAAUACCUAAAAUGGCUCAGCUAAGCCACUGUCCUUGUUUUCAUUUCAAAUCAUGGCAAAUAUCAAUCAGGUAGUUCAGCCUGAUCUUCUGCUCUCAAACAGGUUUAGCCCAGAUGAAAUGCCAUCAUCUACCUGCCUGGGGGGAAGCUGCCAUUUUGAUUGCAUAGCAUUUUGGUUCCAUCCUGUUUUCUCCUUUGCCAUAUGGGGGGAGUUGAAAGAGUUCUGGUGAUGGCCCAGGUCCCCACAGCCUCUGUCUGGAGUACAAGAGGCUCUGCCCAUGAAACUAGCAUGCACAUCAAUUAUAACUCACAGCAGGAGGCUCCAUCAGCCACAUCUGUGCUUGUACAUGAAACGGUUUUGGGGAUUAUUUCUGGGCACUGGACUCAAUCAUCUGUUCUGGGUUUGGGGAUGGACCAGCUAAUAUUGCCCUAAGCAGUUUCUGUGCAUAGAAAGAAAAUAUACUGGGGCAAGGACCAUUCCCAUGAGCAGUUUGCAGCCACCUUGCCUUGAAGGCUAACAGAGCAGAGCAGUAAGGAUACAGGCUGCCCCAGACCUGCCAGGGAAUAGUCUUGACUAUAUUAAAUUAUUUGCUGUAGACUUGGUCAGUGAUGGCAUCAGAAGGAUAUGCUAUGUCACUAUAAAGCAGCUGCACAGCGAUUCAGACAGGAUUCAUGGAUGGGAACAGAUCUUGCAAUUCAAAUGAAAGUGCUCUUCUUUCAAAUGAUAUGGUGCAAUAUGUUUCACAGCCUCCUCUGAAUUAGCUAAAACUAGAUGUGGCAAAGGAAUACAAUGCCUACGUUCGCAUGCCUCAGUGCCAAGAGGCAUUGCUCAGCCCGUGCAAGUGCUUUAUUCAUCCUUGUUAGUGGCAGUGGGAUGAGGAGACUAUUUGACAAUAGCCUCUGCACUUAUCUGACCUACUUAUUGUGAGAGGUUUUAAUAAGGCUUUUCCAGUUAUUUCACCCUGUCAUUUCAAAUGGGCACAAUUUUCAGGAUGUUUCAAGAAGCAUCGUCACACAAAUGAGCACCAGCACCUCCACAAAAGGUGUAACAUGGGCAUUUAGUUAGAUAUGCCAGUUAAGGCUGUUCAUUCCCAGAGAAAUAAGAGGGACAAGAAAGCCUGCCUUCAGCCAGCCCAGCUAGUGAUCAAUGCACACCUUUGCAUUGUGUAACGUGGUGACUCAGCUGCCGAGAAAGCUCCCUCUUCUCCCCAUUUUGGUUGGGGUGCAUGUGGUUCAUUUGAUACAUCAGUACAAGUUUUUCCAAGUCUUUGGAGAGCUUUUCAGCUCAGGCCACUGGGGUCCCACUUAAGCUUGGAGAGAUGCAGAUGCAAUAUAACAAAUAUGUCCCCUAUAAAUUGUGCAAAACUAGACUGAAGUAGUAGCUGCACGAGUUUGAAGUGAAAGGAAGAUUGGCUUCUCUGCCUCACACACUGCCUGUCCAUGAGCAGGUCAGCAGUGACUGCCAGCACACUGGUAGGAACAGACAACUGCCAGGGAUGCCACUGAGGCCAAGGCUGAGCUAGUAUCACCAUGAGCAGUGGGCACGGUAGUCUGGUAACUUCAACUACCCUCACAUGCCAUUGGAAAAGCCACCACUGGUUUCUGUAUUAGGGCCAGACUGAUUUCAAGGUCCUCAAAUGACGUAAAAAAAAAUUGUUCAGCUGAGGAGCUGGUCCCAAGGAGUCAGGAGUUGGACUCAAUGAUUCUCAUGGGUCCCUUCCAACUCAGGAUAUUCUAUGAUUCCAUGGUUCUAUGAUAUCAUGCAGUGGUGGACUCAAUGCUGAGUGUUGUCCUGUUGGCCUCAGCCUGGAGUGCAAAAGACACUGGGCUGUGAGUGCCAUCCCUGGGAGCAAAAUUACAUCCUGUCUUAAGUAAAUUCAAAAAAGGUAGAGGCCGUUUCCAGUCCUGUGUAUAUAUGCCUGAUGCAUUUGAAAUGCAAGCUUGUGAAAGACUCUUGCAACCAAAACUUGAAUCCAGUAUAAUUUCUUCAGAACACUUGCAUCUGAAUGGAGCUAGUGUCUUUUUUUUUCCUUUCUUUGCAAUGGCUAAGUGCACUACCCUUAAAAUCUAUUUUUCAUCAUUGACUGGGCACUCUUCACAGUAUUGGGUUGUAAAUAUAAAGAAUUAUUUGUUUUGUAAACUUUUGUAAAAACAACAACAAAAAGUAAUAAUAUUUUGGUAGGAAUAAUAAAAAUCAUAUUAUUUGGGUUAUAUUUAUACAUAUGUGAAAUAAAUAUACUAUCAAAAAGUUGUAUUUUAUACAAAAAGUCAGCUGUUACCUUUUGUAUUCUAUAUACAAAGUUUUGUAUGAUAUGAUUGUUUAUUUUUAUCUGCAGAUUUCAACUUUGGGUUUUGGGGGAGGGCAGAACGGGAUCAUGUUUAAAUAGCUGGGUCUGACCCCAAGCUCACUGAAACCAAUGGAGUUUUUCCAUUGCCUUCACAGGGCUUUGAAUCAAGCCUUUAAAUCACCUUCAGAUAUGUUUCACAUCUGAAGCUCUCUGGAAACCUCAACAUGAAAACAUUCCAGGUUUCAAAUUUUUUCCCCAAGAAAGGCUUUUAUUAUUAUAAUUAUUGUUAUUAUUGUUAUUUCAGCUGUUGGGAGGCAGGUGGGACCUAUGUAACUGUCAUGUCCUUGUUGCAUGUAUGUCUGCUUUAUAUUUUCCCCAUAUUAUAAACCAGUGUUUCUCUAUACAGACUGAAAAGAAAAGUUGCUGUACAGAAAUGUUUGUGUUUAUGCAUUUUUACAUGUGGCUGUAUAUACCUCCUAGUACUAUGCAGUGACACUUAUUUGACUCCAUUUAUUUUUCACCUAAACAUGAAUAGUAUGUUUUUCAGUAGCUAUCAAAACUCUGCCAAGUAAAUCAAUCAAAAUUA
Molecule: messenger RNA, 7197 nt
Organism: Passer domesticus (house sparrow)
Lineage: Eukaryota; Metazoa; Chordata; Aves; Passeriformes; Passeridae
Gene: MAML2
Product: mastermind like transcriptional coactivator 2
Exons: 5
Coding region: 302-3445 (1047 amino acids)
Biological process (GO): Notch signaling pathway; positive regulation of transcription of Notch receptor target
Cellular component (GO): nucleoplasm; nuclear speck
Molecular function (GO): transcription coactivator activity
Source: RefSeq, a predicted model, not a curated record